Molecule: messenger RNA, 988 nt
Organism: Drosophila takahashii
Lineage: Eukaryota; Metazoa; Arthropoda; Insecta; Diptera; Drosophilidae
Gene: Orc6
Product: Origin recognition complex subunit 6
Biological process (GO): DNA replication; DNA replication initiation
Cellular component (GO): nuclear origin of replication recognition complex
Molecular function (GO): DNA binding
Source: RefSeq, a predicted model, not a curated record
GCCAUUUAUUCUUGUUUUUGUGAUUUAACGACACCCGACUUGAAAUUGAGACUAGGAUUUGUAGGAGCAAUGACUACAUUAAUAGAGCAGUUGAUAACGAAAAUGGGCCUGCGGGAGGAGCCCAACGUGAUGGAGAAGACCACCGAAUUGGUGCGACUACUGGAGCUGCGCUCCACGAACGUCCCACUGCAGAUCAACGAGUACGGCAAGAUAGUCCUGUGCGCGGACCUCGCCUCCUGUCUGCUGGGCAUCGGCUUCGACAAGGAGCAGGCCCUCAAGUUGUCCGGCUUGCGCAAGAGCCACUACCUCAACAACAAGCGGAUGUUCGAGAAGCUCCUGGACCUGAACAAGCUGGCCAGCGUGAACGACAUUUGUGUGCAGCUGGGCCUCAACGAGGUGGCGCGCAAGGCGGAGGAGCUGAUGACCCUCUUCAAGGGCGUGGCGGCCACCGAGGACACAGGCACCGACACCACGCACCCGCAGUAUGCCGCCAUGGCCGUUUACCAGGCCUGCCGGCUGCUCAAGAAGAAGGUCUCCAAGUCCAAGCUCAUGCCCUUCAGCAACCUACGUCCCACCCAGUUUCAACAGCUCGAGCAGCAGUGGUCUCUCAUGAUAGCCAAGCACCACAAGGAGGGCAAGGUACCGGCCUGCUCCGACUUGGACGGGAAACUCAAAGAAAGCCAGCAGGAGAAUAUCAAGGGCCAGGAGGGCAAAAAGGCAAUGAAGCCCCAGACGGAGGACUACGAGAUAUGGAAGGCGCGAAUGCUGGCCGCAGCACAGGCCAAGCUAGAGGAAUUGGAGGCUUCCGAAUCCCAUACGGAUAAUCAGCUUCUGGAGGCUUAGAAAUAUCUUUUUUAUGUAUUACAACCAUGUCCCUGUAGGAUCCAGUUUUUUCAGCUAGUAGCAUCUAUUUAUUACACUCAACAUUAUCAUUAGUUGUAGUUCAAACUGUAAGAAAACACAUUAGAAACUAAAAUUGGCAUCCAUU